ACCAUGCCAUUCUCGACAGGGUCGGUUUUUCCGCGGCUGAGCGUGGAGAGUGUUUGGCGAUCGCAAGGAAGCAACAGCAACACAACCCACUAAGCCUUCAAGCUUCAAGCACACCAAACACAAAGGGUCAAGCAAGCACACAUUAUUAAAAAUAAUAGUCCCUCACAAACAAGCAUCGUAUAUUUGUACAACAGCACAAACAUGUCGGGACGAAAGAAGCUACGAGACGGAGCCAAGAAGCCAAGCCCAACAAAAGGCGGCCGCAAUGUAGAGGAGCGUCUCGUCAACAUCGGUAUUGUGCUUGAGGCUGUUGGACUUGCCCUUGUUGGCAAUAAAAACGCUAUCUCGCCAGAGCUGGUAAACGAUGUGCGAUGCAAGGCCUUUUGUUGGGAAAUCAGCUAUGAGGGGGGGGGGUGGGCCGGACAGUUGGGGCUCAUCCGUGGACAGCGAAUCACUCCAUCACCUCAGCAAAAUGAUCGCACCCCACAACGGCAGAAGACUACAAGUAUGCAUACGGAUGGUGGUAACACCAACGAUAUUACUGAAGCUGUCUUGACACCGUCGUCACGCUUUGCAGUCACUCCUUGCACAAUGUGGUCGAUUAUCCCCAAAAGAAUGGAUGUAGCUUAG
Messenger RNA from Seminavis robusta, 630 nucleotides. Lineage: Eukaryota; Bacillariophyta; Bacillariophyceae; Naviculales; Naviculaceae. The record is from the annotation of a GenBank genome assembly.